AUGGAAGAUAAUCGGUCCCUUCAGGCAUCAUAUUAAAAAUGUAAAGAGUCUUUAUAGGCACUUAAUUCUGAACUUGAAAAAAUAAUGAAUGAUCCCUAAGCUUUAUUAGAGACAGACAAAAUUAAGCACCAAAAACUAAUGACAAAAUAUAAGCAAAUCAAUGAUGAAAAUAAAAGACUUAGAUAGCAUUUAAAGUACAUAUGCUUGUGA
Molecule: messenger RNA, 210 nt
Organism: Paramecium tetraurelia
Lineage: Eukaryota; Ciliophora; Oligohymenophorea; Peniculida; Parameciidae
Exons: 1
Source: RefSeq, a predicted model, not a curated record